Molecule: messenger RNA, 1875 nt
Organism: Gekko japonicus
Lineage: Eukaryota; Metazoa; Chordata; Lepidosauria; Squamata; Gekkonidae
Gene: GCKR
Product: glucokinase (hexokinase 4) regulator
Exons: 19
Coding region: 1-1875 (624 amino acids)
Biological process (GO): response to fructose; carbohydrate derivative metabolic process; glucose homeostasis
Cellular component (GO): mitochondrion; cytosol; nucleoplasm
Molecular function (GO): carbohydrate binding; fructose-6-phosphate binding; enzyme binding
Source: RefSeq, a predicted model, not a curated record
AUGAGGGGUAACAAGAAAUACUCUCAUGUUAUUGACACACCAGACCCCGGCAAAUGGGAGUUGGCAGGGUAUGAGGCAUCCCUGCCUAUCACAGAAAAGUCAAACCCCAUCACCCGAGAAAUUGACAAAGCUGACCCCACGCAGAUUGUCCAGCUCCUUAAGGACUGUGAUGCUGAGAUCUUCCAGGAAGAAGAUGAGGCCUUGGUCAACUAUAAGAGGCUGUACAGUGACUUGGUGCUGAAGACAAUGAUGGACAUCAUUGGGAAAGUUCAAGAGGUGCUGAAGGAACCAGACAGCACCCUCAUCGUCCUGAGCGGUGGUGGAGCUUCUGGCCGGCUUGCCUUCCUCAUGGCUGUGUCGUUUAACAAGCUUCUGAAGGGCCUGGGGCAGCCGCCACAAUACACAUACAUCAUUGCUGGGGGAGACAGGUCUCUUGUAGCGUCACAUGAGGGUCCAGAGGACAGUGCGCUCCUGGGCAUAGCGGAUCUGAACAAGGUCUGCGAAGGGAAGAAGAAGGUCAUUUUCUUUGGGAUCUCAUGUGGCUUGUCUGCCCCCUAUGUGGCUGGCCAGCUGGACUUCUGCAUGAACAACCUGGACAUCUUUGUUCCAGUGCUGGUGGGAUUCAACCCAGUCUCAAUGGCCAGGAAUGAGAGGAUUGAAGAUUUUCAUUCCACCUUCCGGCAGGUGGCUGAGCGGAUGGAGAAGCUGCAGGAAUCCCAUAAGGCCUUUGUCCUCAACCCUGCGGUGGGGCCUGAAGGGAUCACUGGCUCCUCGCGGAUGAAGGGUGGCAGUGCCACAAAGGUUCUCCUGGAGACCCUGCUGCUGACGGCUCAUAAGACAGUUUCCAAGGACAGCGAGAUCUCAGAGAAGUGUCUUCUGGAGAUUCUACGCACCUACGAACGGGCCCACAAAGUCACCUAUAGCCAGAGUAAGAAGAUUGCAGCCCUGGUGAAGCAAGCAGGCACCAGCCUACAGAAGAAGGCCUAUGUGUACAUGGUAGGGUGGCACACAUUGGGCAUCAUUGCCAUCAUGGACGGAGCAGAGUGCAUCCCCACCUUUGGGGCAGACAUCAAUGACGUGCGGGGCUUCCUUAUCGGGGAUCACAGUGAAAUGUUUAACAGAGAGGCUGACCUCAUAGCACAGGGACCAAAAUUUGCUUUCUCUGAAGAAGAUUUUGUGAAAACAAUCCUCCCGUCAUUGACAGAGCUCGACACCGUUCUCUUCCUUUUCACAGUGGAUGAUGACCUUGUUGAGGUGGAGAAGCUGGCGGUUCAGGUGAAGGAGAGGACGUCAAACAUGCAGGCGCUUUGUCAUGCCACCGUUGGGCAGUACCUGCCGGCCUCUCUCAAGAAGCUCUUCCCCUCCAUCAUCAGCAUCAUGUGGCCCAUCUUGUUUCUGGAGUAUGAAGGGAAUUUCAUCCAGAGGUUCCAAAGGGAACUGAGCACCAAGUGGAUCCUGAACACCGUCAGCACUGGGGCCCACGUGCUGAAAGGCAAGAUCUUACGCAACUACAUGGUGGAUAUGAAAGUGAGCAACUCCAAACUCUUCGGGAGAGCGGUCAGCAUGCUGCAGAGGUUCACGGGACACUCGCAAGCCAAGUGCUUGGAAGUGCUGCUGCAGGUGAUUUAUGACCCUGAGCCUCUCUCUGAAGAGAUCCGUGCUGCUGAAGUCUCCAAGCACAUUGCUGUGGCAACAGACAAGACCAAGGUGGUCCCCACGGCUUUGCUCUGCCUGCUGCGCAGCUGCUCGGUCCAGGAGGCCCGCUCCCGCCUCGAUGCCGCAACCUCCUUACGCGGCGCCCUCGAUGCCGCACUCAGUGCACCGGGACGCAAACGAGGGGCUAGCAAAUCAGACCCUGAGGAGAACAGCACGUAG